AUACACACACACACACACACACACUUUAGCUCCAGCACCAUUGCUCAGCAGCCCUGGUGCCGUGGCAACACCCCGGUAAAAAAGCCGGGGAGCAAAAGCAGGUACAGCCACGAGUCACAGCCUGUGUGCGCACAGAGCGCUGUGACACCACCGCCUGCCAACACGCAAGGCCCUGCCUCGACUUUCCAGGCCCGGGGGCCGCCGCACAAGCAGGACGAGCGGCCUGUGGGCCAGCCAAGCCCCUCCCUCCUGUAGCGAGCAAGCCAGAGUCCGAGAGCGAAAGCGGCACCCCAAGCGCCGCGGCUGGCAACGCGCUGCGAACCAUUCGGACUGCAGGCGGCGGCAGCCAGACCGGGGAGCGGGGGAGCUGCGCGCAGGGAGGUCAUGAAGCUGAAACACUGAGAAGUUGCAUGAAUAGAAGAUGCAGUCUUCAAAAUUUCAUUUACUUUUCCAUUUCCGUUACUGGUUGCUCUGGACUAGCAUAGGGAAAUUGGGACAAAUUCAAUUAGCAGGUUUGUGUGUUAAUGCACAGAAGGAUAUGGAGAGCAAGAACUCUGCAAAGAUGUAUAGAAUUCCUCGGGGGAAGGGGCCUUACUCUGUUGGCUGCACGGAUCUGAUGACUGGUCACACAACUCAGGGAAGCUUCUUUCGUCUGUAUUAUCCUUCCCAAAAUGGCACGACUAGUGAAGACACCAAGUGGAUCCCCAGGAAGGAAUAUUAUCGCGGAAUCUGCGACUUCCUAAACAUGUACCGGUUGUUAGGAGAGAAAUUUUUGCAGUACUACGUUGGCUCAGUGACAUGUCCUGCAAAAUGGAAUGCUGCUUUCAAGUCUGGAGAGAAAUACCCCCUCAUUAUUUUUUCCCAUGGACUUGGCGCGUUCAGGACUAUAUAUUCUGCUAUCUGCAUUGAGAUGGCAUCUCAGGGUUUUAUUGUUGUUGCUGUAGAGCACAGAGACAAAUCUUCUUCUGCUACUUAUUAUUAUAAAGAGAGUCCUGUUUCUGAAGCACGAGAGGAGGCUGCAGCAGGUUUGGAAGAGGAAUGGAUCUACUACAGAAGACUAAAACAAGGUGAACAGGAAUUUCCUCUACGCCACCAACAGGUGCAACAGAGAAGAGAGGAGUGUAUCAAAGCUCUUGACCUCAUUCUUGAUAUUAAUUCUGGAAAACAUGUAGAGAAUGUCCUGCCUUCAAACUUUGAUUGGACUCUUCUAAAGGGUUCUAUUGAUAAUAACAAAAUAGCAAUGAUGGGACACUCUUUUGGUGCUGCCACAGCCAUUGAGACUCUUAGCAAAGAAACUAGAUUCAAGUGUGGCAUUGCCUUAGAUGCAUGGAUGCUUCCUCUCGAUGAUGAAGUUUAUCCCAGGGUGCAUCAGCCAUUGCUGUUUAUCAACUCAGAAAAAUUCCAGUGGGCUACAAAUGUUCUAAAAAUGAAGAAAUUGGACUCCUCUGAUACAGAAAGGAAAAUGAUCACUAUCAAGGGAUCAGUACAUCAGAGUUUUCCAGAUUUUACUUUCCUGGCUGGUACCUUUGUUGGAAAGAUUUUCAAAUUACAGGGAGAUAUAGACCCAAACAUAGCUAUAGAUAUUAGCAACAAAGCUUCUUUAGCCUUCUUGCAGAAACAUUUAGGUCUGGAGAAAGACUUUAAUCAGUGGGACACUCUUGUAGAUGGCGAAGGAAAUAAUGUCAUUCGUGGCACCAACAUUAAUCUACCCUCAACUCAGCCUGAAUCACUAGAAUGAAGAAACUGAUAAUACGAUGUAUACUAAAACAUUCCUGAAGUUUUCAACAAGCUGUUACUUAGAAGACAGUAACUGCUGGCCAGUACUUCCCACAACUACAUUGUUUUGGGUUUUUUCCCCCCUUAUGAAGACAGGUGACUAUUAGGCGUUCUCAAUGCACAACUGAUAAAAGCUUAGAGUUUAAAUUCAUACCAGCCUAUAAACUUACUCUUUAAAAUACUGCAAUAACUUUUUCUAACAAUUAAACAUUAAAACAGCUAUAAUAUGGAUAUCUAGCUCUAAGUUAGGAAAGAAGCAAUGUUGAUCAGCAUUUACAGCAAGAGACUUUCGUUCUGGCAAGAGCUUGCACAAAAUGGUUAACCUCUCUGCUCUUCAGCAUCUCCAUCUUUAACAUGAAGAUACCCAACAAGCAUUAUUGGGUGCUCUGAGCUCUCCAGCUUUAGAGUGCUACAUAAAUACUCAUUUGUUUUUAAUUACUAGGCCUAUGCUAGCUGGACUUCAAGAACAUCAAAUAGGAAGCCCCAAUUCAGUUUAAGAUUUUGAUCUCAAAAGGAGAUAUUUUGUAAAAUCCACUUCCAUUAGCUGCCAGCAACACUGGAAGCCUCUUCAGAGCAGUUCGUUCUUGAGAGAAUUCUUUCAAGAUUUCUAUAAGUUGUCACUUCUUGUGAAGGUUCAGUUCCAUCUGAGCUGCAGACUGAAAGAAGGCUCACUGUAGUUUUGGAUUUGACCCAGAACCAAAAGUACAAGGACAGAUUAGUAUCUAGGGACUUGAAUCACACUCCUGCCUCCUAACAUUCAAUCCAAAUAGUCUUGUAGGUGCUAUAUAUCGUAUUUUUAGUCGUUACAUACUUUAAUAACUGAUUGUGUUUUAGAAACCACAUUGCACAUGCUUAAGUAUUCCUACCAUGCUUUAGCGAACUAAAACUACACAAAUUAACUGAAAUGUUUUCCCUCUGACAGACAAUGAAAGCACAGAGCACUUGGGUAGGAUUCUCCAAAGCACACAAGACAUCGAAGCACAAGUCCCUUAAAAAUCAAUGGGACUUGUGCACCUUUGCCAUACAGCUUUUGCCUGCUUUAUAAUCAUCAGUUAGGAAUGAGAUUGAUACUGGAGAGAAAACUGAACUCUUCAGGCAGCAUAGCCUUCAUCCGUAAGAGUAACUGUUUUGUCUUUAUCUUCAACAGCCAUCUCAAUAUGUGACAUGCAAAAUUAUUAAGGAUGCUUUUUAACAUAUUAUAAGAAAACUGUAGCCUAGUUUCUGGGCAAGUUGCAGAUUUCUAACAUGGUGUAUGCCAUUCCAAUACAAAUCUAUGUUUUUAACCAUUAA
This is a messenger RNA of Pelodiscus sinensis (Chinese soft-shelled turtle), 3066 nucleotides long. It is a transcript of the gene PLA2G7, whose product is annotated as phospholipase A2 group VII. Lineage: Eukaryota; Metazoa; Chordata; Testudines; Trionychidae. The record is from RefSeq and is a predicted model, not a curated record. Gene Ontology annotation, molecular function: 1-alkyl-2-acetylglycerophosphocholine esterase activity.